UGUGCGCUAAUUUUUUGGUACUGCUCACACUAAUUGAAGGCUAUAUAAGUCGGCUUCCCCGCAUAAAAAUCGAAACAGCAGGAUCAAGUUUGCCUUCUCCGCGUCUCUGUUUCGUGCGCAAAAUAUUGGAGUGAGUAUGAGUGUGCCUUGUUCGGACCAGGAUUUUAGGCCGAUGAAGGGGAAGAAUGCAAGCUUGCCACCGGGGGUGAGAGCAGAGAGGUGUUGGUGCGGCCGCCUUGCGAAGGUGAAGGAGGUGGUUGAUUUUUCUGAUAAGUUCGGCAUGAAAUAUUUCAUGUGUGCGAGCUAUGAUCGUGAUCCACCCAGGCAAACAAGUUCAUCGUCCUCGAGGCCUGCGUCUCCCCCGCCCCUUUGCAUGUGGUUUCACUGGAUAGACCAGGAGCAGCCGGAGUGGGCACGCCGCGAGGUGGAGGAGAAACAGCGGCGUGCAUGGGCAAGGUUCCAUGAGGAGGAGCGUUUCGAAAAGGCUAUUGCUAAUGAUAAAGCAGAAAGAGAGAGACAGAUACAAAAAUUAAGGGCAGAGCAAGCUCGAAAUCGCGAGGUAAAUCAGAAGCGGAUGGAUGAUGAGGCUGCACGUAGGUAUGCAGAGGAAGAGGUGCGCAGGGAGGCCCGUGAAGCGGAAAGAAAGAGAUUAAGAGAAAGGGCUGCUGAGGCGCAGGCAGCAGAAGAACGCGGCGACAAGACUGGAAAAUGGCCACGCUGGACGCAGGGCAGAGUGAUCUGUUAUAGUAACUACGUAUUUUAA
Lolium perenne is the source of this 763-nucleotide messenger RNA. NCBI's taxonomy places the organism in Eukaryota, Viridiplantae, Streptophyta, Magnoliopsida, Poales, Poaceae. The record is from RefSeq and is a predicted model, not a curated record.